AUUAACCCUUUUAUUCUCCCAAUCCCCGCAAGGUAGUUAAUAUUCCCUAUUAUUACAAUAUGUGCUCUGGGCAAUGGAAGCCUUGAUCGAAAUUUCAUACAAAGAAUUAAAUGCACAAACAAGGAUUCCCCAGGUUUCUGUGACCCUAUGUUAAAUUCGAGGAUGUGACCCAGAAACCCGAGUCUGUCCGCGUCCCGUCUGCACCCUCUGCUGGCGUGAGGUGGCGCUGUCUGGCCGCAGCAUGCGGGAGCAUCCACACUCAUUCCGCAAAAGGAGUGUCGACAUUCUCAGGAUUCGGCAAGUGAAGAUUCGGGCGUCAGAGAAGAGCCAGGACCGAGCCAGGAGCUAGUGGGAGGCACCCGAGCGAGUCAGGGGUGGAGACCUACUGCUGGGGGCGUCGUCUCUGGUGGGGUGGGGCGGGGCCUCUGUCCGAGACCCCGCCAGCCUGCGGGCCCAGACGUGGCGCUGCGGCUGGGUGGUUGGCCUCCAGCCUACGGAUCAUUUGCUGGGUACCGAUGAGCUUCCUGCUGCUAUCGCCGCCGGUGCUGCUGCUUCUUGCGGCGCUUGUGGCCCCAGCUACCGCCGCCACCACCUACCGGCCGGAUUGGAACCGCCUGCGCGGCCUGGCCCGGGCCCGGGUAGAGACCUGUGGAGGAUGACAGCUGAACCGCCUAAAGGAGGUGAAGGCAUUCGUCACCCAGGACAUUCCAUUCUACCACAACCUGGUGAUGAAACACCUCCCUGGAGCCGACCCUGAGUUGGUACUGCUGGGCCGCCGCUAUGAGGAACUAGAGCGCAUCCCACUCAGCGAAAUGACCCGUGAGGAAAUCAACGCGCUGGUGCAGGAACUCGGGUUUUACCGCAAGGCGGCGCCGGAUGCGCAAGUGCCCCCCGAGUACCUGUGGGCGCCGGCUAAGCCCCCAGAGGAGGCUUCUGACCGCGCCGACUUGUAGGCCCGGGGGUGCGGCGGGGCUGGGGCCACACUGCCAGAGCCCCGGAGACAGAAUGAAGCGCUCAGCAUCCCGGGAGCACCUCCCUUGCUGAGGGCCGACGCCUCGUCUCCGAGCCAGCAGAAAUGGGGUUGGGAGGUGUUUCCCAACCCCCCUUUCUUCCCUCCUCAGCUCCACUAAAUCCCUUCCACCUUAAUUGAGGCUCUUCUCCUUCCUUGCUACUG
This is a messenger RNA of Sciurus carolinensis (gray squirrel), 1174 nucleotides long. It is a transcript of the gene Selenom, whose product is annotated as selenoprotein M. NCBI's taxonomy places the organism in Eukaryota, Metazoa, Chordata, Mammalia, Rodentia, Sciuridae. The transcript has 5 exons. Gene Ontology annotation, molecular function: oxidoreductase activity. The record is from RefSeq and is a predicted model, not a curated record. Gene Ontology annotation, cellular component: endoplasmic reticulum lumen.